Paraglomus occultum is the source of this 1647-nucleotide messenger RNA. The record is from the annotation of a GenBank genome assembly. NCBI's taxonomy places the organism in Eukaryota, Fungi, Glomeromycota, Glomeromycetes, Paraglomerales, Paraglomeraceae.
AUGAGUUACCUACGUUCAUCGUUGCGCGGUGUAAAGAUACCCGGAUAUGUACAGCAUGCGCGCUACUGCUUUGUCUCGCAAUAUCGUGGAGCUCACAGCUUCAACUCGGGCUCACAAUUAGCUUCCGUAAACGAUACGCAAGAACAACCUCCAAUAGGUGGAAAAUGGGCUCGACCACCCAAUCUUAAUACCAGGAAGAAACCUCGCAUUGAUCUCUUAGCCUCGGAUGAUCCGGUUCGCAAUGCUCAGAGAAUAGAAAUACUUGCAGAAGGAAAUUUGUUAGAAGACGCUAUAAAAUUUGUGAAAGACACUCCACCGAGUAAACUAUCUGUACCUGUUUGGAAUACUUUAAUAAAAGAAUUAUGUAAGAGAAAAAGAAUAAGGAAAGCGUAUAAAACGUAUAUCGAGAUGAAACGCCGUGGAUUCCAACCUAAUGUGUACACAUUUACGACAUUAUUAAAUGGGAUGGCUGAGGGUAAUAUCACGGACAAUAGCAUCAACAAUGCAAAGGCUCUUGUAGAGUCAAUGGAUUUAUCCAGCGAAAUAAAGGUUAACCCGAUCCAUGGCAACGCAUUACUCAAAGUAUGCUCGCGUGCAGAUGACUUGCAAUCUCUCAAACAAGCUUAUGACACAUUCUUUCAACGAGGAAGACUAGUUCCUAAUAACGAGACAUAUACAACCAUAAUUAAUUCAUGCGCGCGUCAUGAGCGUGAGGGGUUCGAAUUUGCUUGGAAACUCUGGGAAGAGAUCUUGGAUGUGGUUGCCGAGCAAAAAAACACUACAAACGAUGGAUACAAGUAUUCAACGUCAAGAUACGAUAGUAAUUAUAACAAAAGUGAACUCGUUGUUGAUGACUUGUUAGUAUGUGCUAUGAUCCACGCGUGCAAGAACGCUGAUGAGACUGAGAAAGGUCUACGAAUUGUCCAACAAGCUUAUGGGAUUGGAAAUAAUUCAGUUGAGCAGAUAUUUCAUCUUCAAAUGUCACCGAAAUCCCUUGAUGGUGCGCUCGGUCUGUGUAUUCGCAGUAGAGCACAUCAACUAGGCGUAGAAAUAUUUGACAAGGCUAUUACCAAAUUUCCAGAAAUGAAAAUCGAUAUCUACAAUUUCAACAGUCUGAUGAAGAUUUAUAUCGAAGCGAACAAGUGUCGAAAUGCAAUAGAUGUGAUGUCAACCAUUCGUGCACGAAAUUUGGUUCCCGUUCGUGCUACUUAUGACUUGGCACUAACUGCUUGUAGGAUUCUUGAUGAAUGGGGUACUGGGAAAAAGUUUUUCGAGGAAUUAAGAGCACAGCAGAUAGCGCCGGAUGAGCAUAUGUUAAAUAUGAUUCUUGGCUUGGCACUUGGCAAUAAACUUGGAGACGCAAGAAGGGUCUUUUGGUUGUUAGAGCAGUUUGAAGUGUUAUUUAAUGAAACAGAACCUGAGCUGAAGAAUGUCAACUUUGUAAAGUCUCUUUUAAAGGCUUACGAGGUUGCAUCAGAACAUAGUAGGAAAGCGCAGGAAUUCGAAAGAUGGAAUAAGAGAAGGAUUUAUCUUAAAAAACAUCUGCAACAAUUUUUACCUGAGACAAGUGCAGAGCAUGAUGCUCGUAAGCGUCAUUCAAACAAAGAGUGGCGAUAUAAUAAUAAAGUCUCUGAAAAAUUUCGGUAA